This is a messenger RNA of Erinaceus europaeus (western European hedgehog), 15539 nucleotides long. It is a transcript of the gene RYR3, whose product is annotated as ryanodine receptor 3. The record is from RefSeq and is a predicted model, not a curated record. Gene Ontology annotation, cellular component: calcium channel complex; sarcoplasmic reticulum membrane; Z disc. The coding region runs from base 90 to 14690 and encodes 4866 amino acids. NCBI's taxonomy places the organism in Eukaryota, Metazoa, Chordata, Mammalia, Eulipotyphla, Erinaceidae. Gene Ontology annotation, biological process: calcium ion transmembrane transport; intracellular calcium ion homeostasis. The transcript is spliced from 103 exons. Gene Ontology annotation, molecular function: calcium ion binding; protein binding; ryanodine-sensitive calcium-release channel activity.
CUGGAGGAGGAGGAGAAAGAGCGCCCGCCGCAGCUGGAGCUUGCUGAGAGGGUGCUGGCGGCUGGGGCCCCGCCGACACCUCGCGAGCCAUGGCCGAAGUGGGAGAAGGAGGCGAGGACGAGAUCCAGUUCCUGCGGACCGAGGAUGAAGUGGUUCUCCAGUGCAUCGCCAAUGUCCACAAGGAGCAGCGCAAGUUCUGCUUGGCAGCCGAGGGGCUGGGCAACCGCCUGUGUUUUCUGGAACCCACUUCGGAAGCCAAGUUUGUCCCUCCAGAUCUCUGCGUCUGCAACUUUGUGCUGGAACAGUCCCUCUCUGUCAGAGCACUGCAAGAAAUGCUAGCCAACACUGUUGAAAAUGGCGGUGAAGGGGCAGCACAAGGGGGUGGUCACAGAACCCUGCUAUAUGGCCACGCAAUCCUCCUGCGUCACUCUUUCAGUGGAAUGUAUCUAACAUGUUUGACUACAUCAAGAUCCCAGACCGAUAAACUUGCUUUUGAUGUAGGUCUACGGGAGCAGGCCACAGGAGAAGCCUGUUGGUGGACCAUACAUCCCGCUUCUAAACAGAGAUCCGAAGGAGAGAAAGUUCGAAUUGGAGAUGACCUCAUCCUCGUCAGUGUAUCCUCUGAAAGAUACCUUCACCUGUCAGUAUCAAAUGGUAACAUACAAGUGGAUGCGUCCUUUAUGCAAACCCUCUGGAAUGUACAUCCUACCUGCUCAGGAAGUAGUGUUGAAGAAGGAUACCUGCUUGGUGGGCAUGUAGUACGCCUUUUCCAUGGUCACGACGAGUGUUUGACAAUACCGUCUACAGACCAGAAUGACUCCCAGCACAGGAGGAUAUUCUAUGAGGCUGGGGGAGCCGGGACAAGAGCCAGAUCUCUUUGGAGAGUGGAACCCCUACGAAUAAGCUGGAGUGGUAGUAACAUUCGCUGGGGCCAGGCUUUCCGCCUUCGCCAUCUCACCACAGGCCACUACCUGGCCUUGACAGAGGACCAAGGCCUGAUCCUGCAGGACCGGGGCAAGUCGGAUACCAAGUCCACGGCCUUCUGUUUCCGGGCAUCAAAGGAAAUCAAGGAGAAAUUGGAUUCCAGUCACAAGCGAGAUAUAGAAGGCAUGGGGGUUCCAGAAAUUAAAUAUGGAGAUUCUGUAUGCUUUGUCCAGCACAUAGCCAGUGGCCUGUGGGUGACCUACAAAGCACAAGAUGCCAAAACAUCUCGCCUGGGACCCCUGAAAAGGAAGGUUAUACUGCACCAAGAAGGACACAUGGAUGAUGGACUGACACUGCAGAGAUGCCAGUGUGAGGAGUCGCAAGCAGCACGUAUCAUCCGGAAUACAACAGCCUUAUUCAGCCAGUUCAUCAGUGGGAACAAUCGCACAACUGCCCCCAUGGCCCUGCCCAUAGAAGAAGUUCUACAGACCCUCCAGGACUUGAUUGCCUAUUUCCAGCCCCCAGAGGAGGAGAUGCGACACGAAGACAAGCAGAACAAGCUCCGUUCACUCAAAAACAGACAGAAUCUUUUCAAGGAAGAGGGAAUGCUGGCCCUCGUGUUAAAUUGCAUCGACCGCUUGAACAUUUACAACAGCGUGGCACACUUUGCAGGACUUGCUAGGGAAGAGAGUGGCAUGGCCUGGAAAGAAGUCCUGAGCCUCCUGUAUAAAUUGCUGGCUGCUCUCAUUCGUGGAAACCGAAGCAACUGUGCUCAAUUCUCCAAUAAUCUGGAUUGGCUGAUCAGCAAACUGGACAGACUAGAAUCUUCCUCAGGUAUCUUGGAAGUCUUGCACUGCAUCCUGACUGAAAGCCCAGAAGCCUUAAAUCUGAUCGCAGAGGGCCAUAUCAAGUCCAUCAUCUCCCUACUGGAUAAGCAUGGGCGGAAUCACAAGGUUCUAGACGUGCUGUGCUCUCUCUGUCUCUGCAAUGGGGUCGCAGUGAGAGCCAACCAGAAUCUCAUCUGUGACAACUUGCUGCCCCGGAGAAACCUGCUCCUGCAGACUCGACUGAUUAACGAUGUGACCAGUAUUCGGCCCAACAUCUUCCUGGGAGUGGCCGAAGGCUCUGCGCAGUACCGGAAGUGGUACUUUGAGCUGAUUAUUGACCAAGUGGAACCUUUCCUGACCGCAGAGCCCACCCACCUUCGGGUGGGCUGGGCCUCAUCUUCAGGUUAUGCCCCCUACCCUGGAGGUGGAGAAGGCUGGGGUGGUAAUGGUGUUGGUGAUGACCUGUACUCCUAUGGCUUUGAUGGACUUCACCUGUGGUCAGGCCGAAUACCCAGAGCUGUGGCCUCCAUCAACCAGCACCUCCUGAAAUCAGAUGACGUGGUGAGCUGUUGCCUGGACUUGGGAGUGCCCAGCAUCUCUUUCCGCAUCAAUGGGCAGCCGGUACAGGGGAUGUUUGAGAACUUCAAUACAGAUGGGCUCUUCUUCCCUGUGGUGAGCUUUUCAGCAGGUGUCAAAGUGCGUUUCCUGAUGGGUGGGCGUCAUGGAGAAUUUAAGUUCCUGCCUCCUUCUGGCUAUGCCCCUUGCUAUGAAGCAUUACUUCCAAAAGAGAAGAUGAGACUGGAACCUGUCAAAGAGUAUAAACGUGACGCUGAUGGUGUUAGAGACCUGCUGGGUACCACCCAGUUCCUCUCUCAAGCCUCUUUCAUCCCAUGCCCCAUAGACACCAGCCAGGUUGUUCUGCCACCUCACCUAGAGAAGAUUCGAGACAGACUUGCUGAAAACAUCCAUGAGCUUUGGGGGAUGAAUAAAAUCGAGCUUGGCUGGACUUUUGGCAAGGUACGGGAUGACAACAAAAGACAGCACCCCUGCCUUGUGGAGUUUUCAAAGCUCCCUGAAACAGAGAAGAAUUAUAACCUACAAAUGUCAACGGAAACCUUAAAAACCCUCCUGGCUCUCGGGUGCCACAUUGCCCAUGUAAAUUCAGCUGCUGAAGAGGAGCUCAAGAAGGUCAAACUUCCCAAAAACUACAUGAUGUCCAAUGGCUAUAAGCCAGCCCCAUUGGACUUAUCUGAUGUGAAGCUUCUGCCGCCUCAAGAAGUUUUAGUGGAUAAGCUUGCAGAAAAUGCACAUAAUGUCUGGGCAAAAGACAGAAUCAAACAAGGAUGGACCUACGGCAUUCAACAGGAUCUAAAGAACAAAAGGAAUCCCCGUCUCGUUCCAUAUAUGUUACUGGAUGAACGGACCAAGAAGUCAAACAGGGACAGUCUACGCGAAGCUGUUCGGACAUUCGUUGGUUAUGGGUAUACCGUUGAACCAUCGGACCAAGAACUAGCUGACCCAACUGUGGAGAAAGUCAGCAUAGACAAGAUUCGAUUUUUCCGGGUGGAGCGUUCCUAUGCAGUGAGAUCGGGAAAGUGGUACUUUGAAUUUGAGGUGGUGACUGGAGGCGACAUGCGUGUGGGCUGGGCCAGGCCAGGCUGUCGGCCUGACAUUGAACUGGGAGCUGACGACCAAGCCUUUGUGUUCGAAGGCAGCAGGGGUCAGCGUUGGCAUCAAGGAAGUGGCUACUUUGGACGGACCUGGCACCCAGGAGAUGUGGUUGGAUGUAUGAUUAACCUGGAUGAUGCAUCUAUGAUCUUCACACUGAAUGGUGAGCUGCUGAUCACCAACAAAGGCUCUGAACUUGCUUUUGCUGACUACGAGAUUGAGAACGGUUUUGUACCCAUCUGCUCUCUGGGACUCUCCCAGGUUGGCCGCAUGAACCUGGGGAUGGAUGCCAGCACCUUCAAGUUUUACACCAUGUGUGGCCUUCAGGAGGGCUUCGAGCCUUUUGCUGUCAACAUGAACCGCGAUGUGGCCAUGUGGUUCAGCAAACGCCUCCCCACCUUCAUCAACGUGCCAAGGAAUCAUCCACAUAUAGAGGUCCUGAGAAUCGAUGGUACCAUGGACAGCCCUCCAUGCCUCAAGGUGACCCACAAGACAUUUGGCACCCAGAACAGCAGUGCCAGCAUGAUCUACUGCCGCCUGAGCAUGCCGGUUGAGUGCCACUCCUCCUUCAGCCACAGCCCCUGUCUGGACAGUGACGCCUUCCAGAAGAAGAAGCAGCUUCAAGAAAUACUUUCUCAUACAACAACACAGUGCUACUACGCCAUCCGCAUCUUCGCAGGACAGGACCCGUCCUGUGUCUGGGUUGGAUGGGUGACUCCAGACUAUCACUUGUACAGCGAAAAGUUUGACCUCAGUAAAAACUGUACAGUGACUGUCACCCUGGGAGAUGAAAGAGGCCGGGUCCAUGAAAGUGUGAAGCGUAGCAAUUGCUACAUGGUCUGGGGUGGGGACAUAGUGGCCACUUCCCAGAGGUCAAGUCGGAGCAAUGUGGACUUGGAGAUCGGCUGCCUCGUGGACCUGGCAAUGGGCAUGUUGUCCUUCUCAGCCAAUGGGAGAGAACUCGGCACCUGCUACCAGGUGGAGCCCAAUACCAAAGUGUUCCCAGCAGUCUUCCUGCAGCCUACAAGCACCUCUUUAUUCCAGUUUGAACUUGGAAAGUUAAAGAAUGCAAUGCCCCUAUCAGCAGCCAUAUUUAAGAGUGAGGAGAAGAACCCAGUCCCACAAUGCCCACCUCGACUCGAUGUCCAGACCAUCCAGCCUGUGCUCUGGAGCCGCAUGCCCAAUAGCUUCCUGAAGGUGGAGACUGAGCGGGUGAGGGAGCGCCAUGGCUGGGUGGUGCAGUGCCAGGAGCCCCUGCAGAUGAUGGCGCUCCAUAUCCCUGAGGAGAACAGGUGUGUGGACAUCCUGGAGCUCUGUGAGCAGGAAGACCUGCUGCAGUUCCACUUCCACACCCUGAGGCUCUACAGUGCUGUGUGUGCCCUGGGGAACAGCCGGGUGGCCUUUGCCCUGUGCAGCCACGUGGACCUGUCCCAGCUUUUCUACACCAUUGACAACAAGUACCUCCCUGGCCUCCUGCGGGCUGGCUUCUAUGACCUGCUCAUCAGCAUCCACCUGGCCAACUCCAAGGAGAGGAAGCUGAUGAUGAAGAAUGAGUACAUCAUCCCCAUCACCAGCACUACUGGGAAAAUCCACCUCUACCCGGACAAGUCCAAGAGGCAUGGGCUACCCGGGGUGGGCCUGCGGACGUGCCUCAAACCGGGCUUCAAGUUCUCCACACCGUGCUUUGUCCUAACCGGCGAGGAGCACCAAAGACAGAGCCCUGAGAUUCCCCUGGAGAUCCUCAAAACCAAGGCACUGGGCAUGCUGACCGAAGCUGUACACUGCAGUGGCCCUCACAUCCGGGACCCUGUUGGGGGGUCUGUGGAGUUCCAGUUUGUGCCAGUGCUGAAACUCAUUGGGACUUUGCUGGUCAUGGGGGUAUUUGAUGAUGAUGAUGUUCGGCAGAUCCUGCUUCUGAUUGAUCCUUCUGUGUUUGGAGAUCACAGUGGGGAGACAGAGGAGGGAGCAGGGAAGGAAGAGGUGACACAGGAGGAGGAGAAGGCAGUGGAGGCUGGGGAGAAAGCCAACAAGGAGGCUCCCGUCAAAGGCUUGCUGCAGACCAGAUUGCCAGAGUCCGUCAAGCUACAGAUGUGUGAGCUCCUCAGCUACCUUUGCGACUGUGAGCUGCAGCACCGGGUGGAAGCCAUUGUGGCAUUUGGCGACAUUUAUGUCUCCAAGCUCCAGGCCAACCAGAAGUUCCGCUACAAUGAGCUCAUGCAGGCCCUGAAUAUGUCUGCAGCCCUGACAGCUCGCAAGACCAGGGAGUUCCGCUCCCCUCCACAGGAGCAGAUCAACAUGCUUCUUAACUUUCAACUGGGAGAGAACUGCCCCUGCCCAGAUGAGAUCCGGGGAGAGCUAUAUGACUUCCAUGAGGACCUUCUCAUUCACUGUGGCGUUCCCCUGGAGGAAGAGGAAGAAGUAGUAGAGGACACCUCUUGGACUGGAAAGCUCCGCACCUUGGUGUAUAAGAUCAAAGGCCCUCCCAGGCCAGAGAAGGAACAGCCAACGGAGGAGGAGGAGAAGAGAUGCCCUACAACACUGAAAGAGCUCAUCUCACAGACGAUGAUCCACUGGGCUCAGGAAGACCAGAUCCAGGAUGCAGAGCUGAUCCGGAUGAUGUUCAACCUGCUCCGGAGGCAGUACGACAGCAUUGGGGAAUUGCUGCAGGCACUGAGAAAGACCUACACCAUCAGCCAGGCCUCUGUGAGGGACACCAUUCACCUUCUGGCUGCUCUGGGCCAGAUUCGCUGCCUUCUCAGCGUCAGGAUGGGCAAGGAAGAGGAACUGCUCAUGAUCAAUGGGUUGGGAGACAUCAUGAAUAACAAGGUUUUCUACCAACAUCCCAACCUCAUGCGGGUCCUCGGCAUGCACGAGACAGUGAUGGAAGUGAUGGUGAACGUGCUGGGUGCUGAGAAGUCCCAGAUUGCUUUUCCAAAGAUGGUCGCCAGCUGCUGCCGCUUCCUCUGCUAUUUCUGUCGAAUUAGCCGGCAAAAUCAGAAGGCUAUGUUUGAGCACCUCAGCUACCUGCUGGAGAACAGCAGCGUGGGCCUGGCCUCCCCAUCAAUGCGGGGAUCUACGCCCUUGGAUGUGGCUGCUUCUUCAGUGAUGGACAACAAUGAGUUAGCGCUGGGCUUGGAGGAACCAGACCUGGAGAAGGUGGUGACUUACUUGGCAGGUUGUGGCCUACAGAGCUGUGCCAUGCUUCUGGCCAAAGGAUACCCUGAUGUCGGCUGGAACCCCAUUGAAGGGGAGCGUUACCUCUCCUUCCUGAGGUUUGCCGUCUUCGUCAACAGUGAAAGUGUAGAAGAAAAUGCCAGUGUGGUGGUCAAGCUGCUUAUCAGACGUCCAGAGUGCUUCGGUCCAGCCCUGCGGGGGGAAGGAGGGAAUGGCCUGCUGGCAGCCAUGCAAGGUGCUAUUAAGAUCUCUGAGAAUCCAGCCCUUGACCUCCCCUCACAGGGAUACAAGAGAGAAGUCAAAGAUAACGGUGAAGAAGAGGAGGAGAUAGUUCACAUGGGCAAUGCCAUCAUGUCAUUCUAUUCUGCUCUCAUCGAUCUGCUGGGCCGCUGUGCUCCUGAAAUGCACCUAAUUCAAACAGGAAAGGGGGAAGCCAUCAGAAUCAGGUCAAUCCUGCGCUCUUUGGUUCCCACAGAGGACUUGGUUGGGAUCAUCAGCAUCCCUCUGAAGCUACCCUCCCUGAACAAAGAUGGGUCAGUCAGUGAGCCAGACAUGGCUGCCAACUUCUGUCCUGACCACAAGGCUCCCAUGGUGCUCUUCUUGGAUCGUGUUUAUGGCAUCAAGGAUCAAACUUUUCUGCUUCAUUUGCUAGAGGUUGGAUUUCUACCUGAUUUAAGAGCCUCUGCCUCUCUAGAUACAGUUUCGCUGAGCAUCACAGAGGCUGCGCUGGCACUGAAUCGAUACCUGUGUUCUGCUGUGCUCCCACUCCUCACGAGAUGUGCCCCCCUUUUUGCUGGGACAGAGCACUACACCUCUCUGAUAGAUUCCACACUGCAGACAAUCUACAGGCUUUUCAAGGGGCGUUCCCUCACCAAAGCACAGCGGGACACCAUAGAAGAAUGUCUGCUUGCCAUCUGCAAUCACCUGAGGCCUUCCAUGUUGCAGCAACUCCUGCGACGUCUUGUUUUUGAUGUGCCACAACUUAAUGAAUACUGCAAAAUGCCUCUCAAGCUUCUGAUGAACCAUUAUGAGCAGUGCUGGAAGUACUACUGCCUUCCCUCAGGAUGGGGGAGCUAUGGCCUCGCUGUGGAGGAAGAGCUACACCUGACGGAGAAGCUUUUCUGGGGGAUCUUUGACUCCCUCUCUCAUAAGAAGUAUGAUCCAGAUCUGUUCCGAAUGGCCCUGCCUUGUCUCAGUGCCAUAGCAGGGGCAUUACCACCAGACUAUCUAGACACCAGGAUAUCAACCACACUGGAGAAACAGGUCUCAGUGGAUGCAGAUGGCAACUUUGACCCAAAGCCUAUCAACACUAUGAACUUCUCCUUACCUGAAAAACUGGAAUUCAUUGUCACAAAGUAUGCGGAACAUUCACAUGAUAAAUGGGCUUGUGACAAGAGUCAGAAUGGGUGGAAAUAUGGAAUCUCCCUGGAUGAAAAUGUAAGGACUCAUCCACUGAUUAGACCAUUCAAGACAUUAACAGAGAAGGAGAAGGAAAUUUAUCGCUGGCCAGCUCGAGAAUCCCUGAAAACCAUGCUGGCCAUGGGCUGGACUGUUGAGAGGACGAAAGAGGGAGAAGCCUUGGUCCAGCAACGUGAGAAUGAGAAACUCCGAAGCGUGUCCCAGGCCAGCCAGGGCAACAGCUACAGCCCAGCCCCGCUGGACCUCUCAAAUGUUGUGCUGUCCAGGGAGCUUCAGGGAAUGGUGGAGGUUGUGGCUGAGAACUACCACAACAUCUGGGCCAAAAAGAAGAAGCUGGAACUGGAAAGUAAAGGUGGUGGCAGUCACCCUCUUCUGGUGCCAUAUGACACCUUGACUGCCAAGGAAAAGUUCAGAGAUCGUGAAAAGGCACAAGACCUGUUCAAAUUUCUCCAGGUGAAUGGCAUCAUGGUGUCUAGGGGAACAAAGGACUUGGAGCUGGAUGCCUCCUCCAUGGAAAAGAGGUUUGCCUACAAGUUUUUGAAGAAGAUCCUGAAAUACGUUGAUUCCGCACAAGAGUUUAUUGCCCACUUGGAAGCCAUUGUCAGCAGUGGGAAAACUGAAAGGUCUCCCCAUGACCAGGAGAUCAAAUUCUUUGCCAAAGUCCUCCUCCCUCUGGUAGACCAGUACUUCACCAAUCACCGCCUCUACUUCUUGUCAUCCCCUCUGAAGCCCCUCAGCAGCAGUGGGUAUGCCUCCCAUAAGGAGAAAGAAAUGGUGGCCAGCCUGUUCUGCAAACUUGCUGCUCUUGUUAGACACAGGAUUUCCCUCUUUGGGAGCGAUUCCACCACGAUGGUGAGCUGUCUGCACAUCUUAGCUCAGACACUUGACACAAGGACGGUCAUGAAGUCGGGUUCAGAGCUGAUGAAGGCUGGGUUACGAGCAUUCUUUGAGAACGCUGCAGAAGACUUGGAGAAGACAUCCGAAAACCUGAAGCUGGGGAAGUUUACCCACUCCAGAACACAGAUCAAGGGUGUUUCUCAGAACAUCAACUACACCACAGUGGCUCUGCUCCCCAUCCUCACAUCCAUCUUCGAACAUGUUGCCCAGCAUCAGUUUGGAGUGGAUUUGCUCUUGGGUGACGUGCAGAUCUCAUGCUACCACAUACUGUGCAGCCUCUACUCCCUUGGGACAGGAAAGAACAUAUACGUUGAAAGGCAACGCCCUGCCCUUGGUGAAUGUCUGGCUUCACUGACUGCUGCCAUCCCAGUGGCCUUCCUGGAGCCCGGCCUUAACUGCUACAACCCACUGUCAGUCUUCAACACCAAAACUUCCCGGGAGAGGUCUAUUCUGGGGAUGCCAGACACUGUGGAGGAGAUGUGUCCUGAUGUCCCACAGCUGGAAGGCCUAAUGAAAGAAAUCAACACGCUGGCCGAGUCUGGGGCUCGGUACACAGAGAUGCCUCAUGUCAUCGAGGUGAUCCUGCCCAUGCUCUGCAACUACCUAUCCUACUGGUGGGAGCAGGGGCCUGAGCAUCUGCCCCCCAACACGGGGCCCUGGUGCACCAAGGUCACGUCCGAACACCUCAGUGUCAUCUUGGGCAACAUUCUGAAAAUCAUCAACAACAACCUGGGCAUUGACGAGGCCUCCUGGAUGAAGCGCAUUGCAGUGUAUGCCCAGCCAAUCAUCAGCAAAGCCAGGCCCGACCUGCUGAAAAGCCACUUCAUCCCAACUCUGGAGAAGCUGAAGAAAAAGGCUGUCAAGACAGUACAGGAGGAGGAACAGCUGAAAGCGGAUAACAAAGGAGACACUCAGGAAGCAGAACUCCUCAUCCUGGAUGAGUUUGCUGUCCUCUGCAGAGACCUCUAUGCCUUCUACCCCAUGCUUAUCCGCUAUGUGGACAACAACAGAUCUAACUGGCUCAAAAGUCCUGAUGCUGAUUCAGACCAGCUUUUCCGCAUGGUAGCCGAGGUCUUCAUCCUGUGGUGUAAAUCUCAUAACUUCAAGAGAGAAGAGCAAAAUUUUGUGAUUCAGAAUGAAAUUAACAACUUGGCAUUUUUAACUGGGGACAGCAAGAGCAAGAUGUCAAAAUCUGGAGGACAGGACCAGGAGCGGAAGAAGACAAAGCGGAGAGGAGACUUGUAUUCCAUCCAGACCUCUCUCAUCGUGGCAGCCCUUAAGAAAAUGCUGCCCAUUGGUUUGAAUAUGUGCACCCCUGGUGACCAGGAGCUGAUCUCCCUUGCAAAAGCACGCUAUAGCUACAGGGACACGGAUGAAGAGGUCAAGGAACACCUGCGGAAUAAUUUGCACUUGCAGGAGAAGUCUGAUGACCCAGCAGUAAAGUGGCAACUGAACCUCUACAAAGAUGUCUUGAAGAGUGAAGAACCUUCCAGUCCAGAAAAGACAGUGGAGCGUGUGCAGAGAAUUUCGGCAGCUGUCUUCCACCUGGAACAGGUAGAGCAGCCUUUGAGAUCCAAGAAAGCAGUUUGGCACAAACUGUUAUCAAAGCAACGGAAACGGGCUGUGGUGGCCUGUUUCAGGAUGGCUCCUCUCUACAAUCUACCCAGGCACCGCUCUAUUAACCUCUUCCUUCAUGGCUAUCAGAGAUUUUGGAUAGAAACAGAGGAGUAUUCCUUUGAAGAGAAACUAGUGCAGGAUUUGGCUAAAUCACCCAAGGUGGAAGAGGAAGAGGAAGAGGAGGAGAUGGAAAAGCAACCAGACCCCCUCCAUCAGAUCAUCCUCCAUUUCAGCCGCAAUGCUCUCACAGAAAGGAGCAAAUUGGAAGAUGACCCUUUGUAUACCUCCUAUUCCAGCAUGAUGGCCAAGAGCUGUCAGGGUGGAGAGGAGGAAGAAGAUGAGGAAGACAAGGAAAAAACAUUUGAAGAGAAAGAAAUGGAAAAGCAGAAAACUCUUUAUCAACAAGCUCGGCUGCAUGAGCGUGGGGCGGCAGAGAUGGUCCUGCAGAUGAUCAGUGCCAGCAAAGGUGAGAUGAGCCCUAUGGUGAUUGAGACUCUGAAGCUGGGGAUUGCCAUUCUGAAUGGGGGCAACGCCGGUGUGCAGCAGAAAAUGCUGGAUUACCUAAAGGAGAAAAAGGAUGCUGGAUUCUUUCAAAGCCUUUCUGGCCUUAUGCAGUCCUGCAGUGUCCUUGAUUUGAAUGCAUUUGAAAGACAAAAUAAAGCUGAAGGCCUGGGGAUGGUUACAGAAGAAGGAACACUCAUUGUUCGAGAGCGUGGUGAAAAAGUGCUCCAGAAUGAUGAGUUUACACGAGAUCUCUUUAGAUUCCUACAGUUACUCUGUGAAGGACACAACAGUGAUUUUCAGAAUUUCCUACGAACUCAGAUGGGCAACACCACCACUGUGAAUGUUAUCAUCAGCACUGUGGACUACCUUCUGCGUCUGCAGGAAUCAAUCAGUGAUUUCUACUGGUAUUAUUCAGGGAAGGACAUCAUUGACGAGUCUGGACAGCACAAUUUUUCCAAAGCCCUGGCAGUCACCAAGCAGAUUUUCAAUUCUCUUACAGAGUACAUCCAGGGCCCCUGUAUUGGGAACCAGCAGAGCCUGGCUCACAGCAGGCUGUGGGAUGCUGUGGUGGGUUUCCUCCAUGUCUUUGCCAACAUGCAGAUGAAACUCUCUCAGGAUUCCAGUCAGAUCGAGCUGCUGAAGGAACUCUUGGAUCUCCUUCAGGACAUGGUGGUGAUGCUUCUGUCCCUCCUGGAAGGAAAUGUGGUAAAUGGAACUAUUGGCAAGCAGAUGGUUGACACACUAGUAGAGUCAUCUACCAAUGUAGAAAUGAUAUUGAAGUUCUUUGACAUGUUCUUGAAACUUAAAGACCUAACCAGCUCAGAUACUUUCAAAGAAUAUGACCCAGACAGUAAAGGAAUUAUUUCCAAAAAGGAAUUCCAGAAGGCCAUGGAAGGGCAAAAACAGUACACACAGUCAGAAAUUGACUUUCUCCUCUCCUGUGCAGAAGCUGAUGAGAAUGAUAUGUUUAAUUACAUUGAUUUUGUAGACCAGUUCCAUGAGCCAGCCAAGGACAUAGGGUUUAACGUGGCAGUGUUACUGACAAAUCUUUCAGAACAUAUGCCAAAUGAUUCUCGCCUUAAGUGUCUGUUGGGGCCCGCCGAAAGUGUACUCAAUUACUUCGAACCAUAUCUAGGACGCAUUGAGAUCAUGGGUGGAGCCAAGAAAAUUGAGCGUGUUUACUUUGAGAUCAGCGAAUCCAGUCGAACUCAGUGGGAGAAGCCCCAAGUUAAGGAAUCUAAGAGGCAGUUCAUCUUUGAUGUUGUCAAUGAAGGUGGAGAACAAGAAAAGAUGGAACUAUUUGUGAACUUCUGUGAGGAUACCAUUUUUGAAAUGCAGUUAGCAUCUCAGAUCUCUGAGACUGACUUAGCAGAUAGGCCAGAAGAAGAGGAGGAAGAUGAAGUGUCUUCUUACACGUUAGACAUUGAGGGCGAGGAGGAGGACAACACAUCUUUCGAGCCUAUCUCUGCAUUUGCCAUGGCCUGCAUCUCCAUAAAGAGAAAUGUCACCCACUUUCUGAAGAAGGCAACCCUGAAGAACCUCAGGAAGCAGUACAGGAAGGUGAAGAAGAUGAGUGUGAAGGAGCUGGUGAAAGAGUUCUUCUCUUUCUUCUGGAUGUUGUUCGUGGGUCUAUUCCAAUUAUUCUUCACCAUACUGGGUAGAAUCUUUCAGAUCCUCUGGAGCACAGUGUUUGGAGGGGGCCUAGUAGAAGGGGCAAAAAACAUCAGGGUAACCAAGAUCCUGGGUGACAUGCCUGACCCAACCCAAUUUGGUAUCCAUGAUGAUGCCAUGGAGGUGGAGAGGGCAGAAGUGACGGAGCCAGGUAUCACAACUGAACUAGUACACUUUGUCAAAGGUCAAAAGGGGGAUGCAGAAAUUAUGUCAGAUCUCUUUGGAUUCCACUCAAAGAAGGAAGGUGGCUUAAAACAUGGGCCUGAAGUAGGUUUGGGUGACCUCUCUGAGAUCAUUGGCAAGGAUGAACCCCCUACCCUAGAGAGUACUGUGCAGAAGAAAAGGAAAGCGCAGGCAGCAGAGAUGAAAGCAGCACAUGAAACAGAAGGAAAAGUCGAGUCUGAGAAGGCAGACAUGGAAGAUGGGGAGAAGGAGAAUUGUGCCAAGGAAGAAAAGCAAGCUGCGGCGCUGUGGGCAGAGGCAGUAAAGAAGAAGAAGAGACGACGUGGCCAGAAAGUUGAGAAGCCUGAAGCCCUCAUGGCCAACUUUUUCAAAGGGCUGGAAAUCUAUCAAACCAAGUUACUGCAUUACCUGGCCAGAAAUUUCUACAACCUGAGGUUCCUUGCGCUGUUUGUAGCCUUUGCUAUUAACUUCAUCCUGCUCUUUUACAAGGUCACUGAAGAACCCUUAGAGGAGGAGACGGAAGAUGUUGCGAAUUUGUGGAACUCCUUCAAUGAUGAGGACGAGGAAGAAGCCAUGGUAUUCUUUGUCCUGCAGGAGAGCACGGGGUACAUGGCACCGGCACUGAGGGCCCUAGCCAUCAUCCACACUGUCAUCUCUUUAGUCUGUGUGGUGGGCUACUACUGCUUGAAGGUCCCUUUGGUGGUAUUUAAAAGGGAAAAAGAAAUUGCCCGAAAACUGGAGUUUGAUGGCCUGUAUAUCACUGAGCAGCCAUCUGAAGAUGACAUCAAAGGUCAAUGGGACCGCUUGGUCAUCAAUACACCAUCUUUUCCUAAUAACUACUGGGACAAGUUUGUCAAGAGAAAGGUGAUCAACAAGUACGGAGAUCUCUAUGGAGCAGAGCGCAUUGCCGAACUCCUGGGUUUGGACAAGAACGCCCUAGACUUUAGCCCAGUUGAAGAGACCAAAGCUGAGGCAGCCUCUCUGGUGUCAUGGUUGAGUUCCAUUGACAUGAAGUACCAUGUCUGGAAGCUGGGGGUUGUUUUUACUGACAAUUCCUUCCUCUACCUGGCAUGGUACACUACCAUGUCGGUCCUGGGUCACUACAACAACUUCUUCUUCGCUGCUCAUCUGCUGGAUAUCGCAAUGGGCUUCAAGACUCUGAGGACUAUUCUGUCAUCUGUAACUCACAAUGGCAAACAGUUGGUUCUGACUGUGGGUCUCCUGGCCGUGGUGGUUUACCUCUACACUGUGGUGGCUUUCAACUUUUUCCGCAAGUUUUACAACAAGAGUGAGGAUGACGACGAACCGGAUAUGAAGUGUGAUGACAUGAUGACGUGUUACCUAUUUCACAUGUAUGUGGGAGUGAGAGCUGGAGGCGGCAUCGGUGACGAAAUAGAAGACCCAGCUGGUGACCCUUACGAAAUGUAUCGCAUAGUCUUCGACAUUACCUUUUUCUUCUUUGUCAUUGUCAUCUUGUUGGCCAUUAUUCAAGGUCUUAUUAUUGAUGCUUUUGGAGAGCUAAGAGAUCAGCAGGAACAAGUGCGGGAAGAUAUGGAGACUAAAUGUUUCAUCUGUGGGAUUGGCAAUGACUACUUUGACACAACCCCUCAUGGUUUUGAAACACAUACAUUACAAGAGCACAACUUAGCCAACUACCUGUUCUUUCUUAUGUACUUGAUUAACAAAGAUGAAACUGAGCACACGGGUCAGGAAUCUUAUGUCUGGAAGAUGUACCAAGAAAGGUGUUGGGAUUUCUUCCCAGCGGGUGACUGUUUUCGGAAACAGUAUGAAGAUCAGCUGGGCUAAAUGAAGGCUCAACUGGAAGAAGCACGGCAAUUCUGAACAGUCCGCUUCCAGUGAAAUGAAGCUUUCCUCCUACAACAUAUUUGAAGUGUGAUAUUUUCCAAAUGCCUCCUUUUCAAGCAAGCGUGUGUUAAAACCUGUGCUGAUGUGGCUUUUUGUGCCUAAUGGGUGUACACUGUGGGAGCUAGACUGUCAAAACGUUGAAAGGAGAGGAAAAAAAAAAUGGCAAAGACUCAAGGAAUUACUAGUUGAAUGCCUUCAAGUUUUGUUUUUAGUUCUAACUAAUUUACUGGGAUGGCAUCAUUGAGGGAAGGACUGGAGACAGGAAGUUUUGAAUGCCAUGUGAGAGUAUCCCACUAGUGAUCCAGGAUCUGAACUACAAAAAACAUCAUUCUAACUACUGUCUAAUUUUUCCCAUGGUACUUGCUAGUGAAUGUAUCCAGAAUCAGCUUGAAAAGCUUUAAGCAGUUAAAAGAAAUAGAAAAAUCAAAACCCACACUUUGUCGACACUGAAAUAUCGAUUAAGUGCCUUAAAAACCUCUUUAGAUAUAUAGCUAUGCAAGUUUUUUAUGUUCCAGAUGGACAGUUACAUCAAUUAGUUCUGUUGAUCUUCUGUCUUAUUUUAUGAAACUGCACUUGAAGGUUAUUCAUAUAAUUUUGUUAUUCAGUAACAGCUUGUCAACUGCUGUUAUUAGAAGAAAAGUACUGUACUGAAAUUUCAGAAAAAAAAAUCUGUCUUAUGCCAAAAUGAGUAAUGCUUUAUGGUCCCUUGUAAGUAGUGGAGCUGCUAUAUUUAGGUGAAUCUCCUUAAAUAAAAUGAAGUGCCCACUGCAAUAAAGUAAUACACACCAA